AUGCUUUGCGGCUACGACGGUCAGUAUCAGUUAUUACAAAACAGAGCAUUCCAACAAGUGCAGCCAAAUGAUGCCUCUUCGCUGUAUCCGUGGGCCCCCGUCGACGGAGCUCAGCUCACAGUGGUCGCGGAUCCCGUCCCCGUGUCUAAUGCGCUCCCGAACUCCUUGGAGUUUGUUGUGCCCUCCGAUUCAAGCGGUUCAGUGGGCUUCAGCAACACCGGAUAUUGGGGCAUCAAGAUAGACUCUGCGUGGACGUACAAUGCGUCGCUGUACUACCGCUUUCCGAGCGCGUCAGCCUUCUCCGGCAUUCUUACCCUUGGGCUCAAUUCUUCGUCUGGCACGAUACUCGCGUCGAACUCGACAACCAUCAGUGGCGCGCAAACAACGUGGAAGCAGGUGUUCCUCACGCUGCACCCGACAGCAAGCGCAUCGGACAACAACAACACGUUCUUCGUGACCGUGGAUGGCGCUGCGGCGGCAGGCGAGACAAUCAACUUUGCGAUGUUCUCCUUGUUCCCGCCGACGUAUAAGGACCAGCCAAAUGGCAUGCGUAUUGAUAUUUCCGAGACCCUAGCAGCGAUGAAGCCCGCGUUCUUCCGUUUCCCCGGCGGUAACAACCUUGGACAAACGUUUGCAACUCGAUGGCAAUGGAAUGCCACUGUCGGUCCGUUGCUCGACCGACCAGGCCGUGUUGGCGAUUGGGGCUACGUGAAUACUGACGGAUUAGGCCUAUAUGAGUACCUUAUUUGGUUCGAGGACGUCGGUAUGGAACCCUUCAUGGCAGUUUGGGCUGGCUACUCCCUAGACGGGGAAAGCAUUGCAGAAGGGGAUCUCGAACCUUAUAUCCAGCAAGCGAUUGAUCAGAUUAACUUCGUGAUUGGAGAUCCAGCGACAAGUGCCCCAGCUGCAUUACGUGCCGAAUUGGGUCACCCAGAGCCGUUCACUCUACAUUACGUCGAAGUGGGGAAUGAGGACUUUUUCUCGUCUACGUACACGUACAGAUGGCCCGCGUUCGUAAACGCACUGCAAGCCGAGUUCCCUGACUUGAACUACAUCGCUACUGCAUACCCUUUCAACCCGCCCAUAUACCCGACACCGCUCCAGUAUGACGUGCAUGUGUACCAGACUCCAGAGUGGUUCGUAGAGAACGCUUUCUACUAUGACAGCUUUGAGCGUAACGGGACGAAGUACUUUGAGGGCGAAUACGCCGCGAUCUCGACGAAUCCCAACGAUCUAUACGGAACUCCGGCGGACGGACGUCUUUUGUACCCCACGAUGCAAAGCUCGACUGGCGAGGCGGCGUUCAUGACGGGCCUCGAGCGGAAUAGCGACAUAGUUUUCGCUGCAGCCUAUGCCCCUCUUCUGCAGCUCGUCAACGACUCCCAAUGGACCCCCGAUCUUGUCAGUUUUGACGCUGGGACCGUCUACCCGUCUACUAGUUACUAUGUCCAAAAGCUGUUCAGCCUUAACGUCGGUGAUGAAUACCUUCCGAGUACCCUUCCUGCUGUAAAUGGCACAUUGCAUUGGACCGUCUCGCGCUCAUCGGCCUCCGGGGAUGUCUUCAUCAAGAUUUCCAAUACCGUGAGCACGGAUGCCGACAUAACAUUCGCGUUGCCGUUCUCGUCAGUCGCCAGUACUGGCACGCUCCAGGUGUUAAGUGGCGGACAGAACGAUAGUAACACUCCCGUGACCCCGGAUCUCGUCUCACCUGGCAAUAGCACGAUCACGACGGGCCCGACGUUCGACUACACUGCGCCAGGGUACAGCGUUAGUGUCAUCACAGUACACACGGCGUAACUGCCACUUAGCAAUGAUGUUGGUGUAUUUUCAUAUUGAAAUACGGGAACGGAACUUUUAGGCCGCUUUCUGG
This is a messenger RNA of Postia placenta MAD-698-R-SB12, 1870 nucleotides long. Its product is annotated as glycoside hydrolase family 51 protein. The transcript has 22 exons. The coding region runs from base 1 to 1797 and encodes 598 amino acids. Lineage: Eukaryota; Fungi; Basidiomycota; Agaricomycetes; Polyporales; Adustoporiaceae. Gene Ontology annotation, molecular function: alpha-L-arabinofuranosidase activity. Gene Ontology annotation, biological process: L-arabinose metabolic process. The record is from RefSeq and is a predicted model, not a curated record.